Messenger RNA from Sclerotinia sclerotiorum 1980 UF-70, 384 nucleotides. RefSeq lists its product as hypothetical. NCBI's taxonomy places the organism in Eukaryota, Fungi, Ascomycota, Leotiomycetes, Helotiales, Sclerotiniaceae. Gene Ontology annotation, cellular component: cytosol. The record is from RefSeq and is a predicted model, not a curated record. The coding region runs from base 1 to 384 and encodes 127 amino acids. The transcript has 4 exons.
AUGUCUUCUUCAACAACUAGUACUACGGAUUAUGCAAAUAUUCCUACACCACCAAAAGCCAUUGCGGAUUUUUGUUUGAUUCCUAUCGGUACCACUACAGCUUCAGUAUCCAAAGAAGUAGCUGCUGUUCAGAGAUUGAUGAAGGCUAGUGGUUUGAGUUAUAGUAUGCAUUCUGCUGGUACUACUGUUGAAGGUUCCUGGGACGAAGUCAUGCGCGUAAUAGGACAAGCUCACACACUAGUUCAUCAAAACGGAGUUGUGCGCGUGCAGACGGAUAUUAGAGCAGGGACGCGAACAGAUAAGGAGCAGACUUUUGAGGAGAAGGUUAGUAAGGUGGAAACUUUACUUGCUGGGGAUGAGGGACAAAAGGAAAUGGCAGAAUGA